UAGCCCACCGCCUUCGCCGCUACGGCAGAGACAAGUCUUACACUAAAAAAGAGGCACCACCAAAAACAGCUACCAACUCUCCCGCCUAACGUGGGUAUAUUACUUACUGCUGCAUUGCCCAAGCUAGGAGUCAAUUCUGGUAGCUGUUCUCUUUGCACAGUCCAGGGCAUACCAAUUAUCUGAGAUUGAGAGCUACAUCAUCAUGCCGAAAGCGAAGCGCAAAGCAGAGGAGCCGCAUGCUGUGGACCAGAAACCCUCUAAGAAGAAAGCUAAGACCACUCCAAGCAACGAAGAUGCCCAAGCCCGCUUUAGGAAGGGGCUCUUCGACAAGAAGGUCCUCGACCAGUACACCGGGGAGUACUCCGAGUCGGCGCCGUACAAGCAUGCCGUCAUUCACGAGCUGAUUGACGACAAGCUCCUGCGUGCCGUGCGGGACGAGAUCAAAGACAAUGUCUCUUUCACCCCCAAGGAAACCGACAUUUACAAGAUCCACCAGUCGGGCGACCUCGCAAACCUCGACGGGCUAGGCGACGAAGCCCUGGCCAAGCUGCCCUCCCUUCUCGCCCUCCGUGACGCCAUGUACUCCCAGGCCUUCCGCGACUACGUCGCCCACGUUACCGGCUGUGGACCCCUUAGCGGCCGCAAGACGGACAUGGCCAUUAACGUCUACACCCCCGGCUGCUAUCUGCUGUGCCACGACGAUGUCAUCGGUAGUCGCAGGGUCAGCUACAUCCUCUACCUGACCGACCCGGACAUCCCCUGGAAGCCCGAAUGGGGCGGCGCUCUCCGCCUAUUCCCCGUCAAGGAGCUCGAGGGCAAGGACGGGCAGGUGGCGCACACGCCAACCCCCGACGUCAGUAAAGUCAUACCGCCUGCGUGGAACCAGCUGAGCUUUUUCGCUGUGCAACCAGGAAGGAGUUUCCACGACGUCGAGGAGGUAUAUCAUGCCGAAUCCAAGGAGCAGCUAGUGCGCGAGGGUGGCCGCGUGCGUAUGGCUAUCUCGGGCUGGUUCCACAUUCCCCAGAUCGGCGAGCCUGGCUAUGUCGAAGGUGCUGAGGAGCGGAAUACCAAGAACAGCGGGCUCAUGCAGCUGCAGGGCAAUCCAGAUCAGUACGACGAGCCGCGGCCGCAACCGGUCCCUGCCAAGGCGAAGGGGGAAGAGAGCGAGGAUUUUGACGAGGCCGACCUCGAAUUCCUUCUUCGUUUCAUGGCCCCGACUUAUUUAACGCCAGACACGAUUGAGCAAGUCUCGGAGCAUUUCGGCGACAGCUCAAGUAUUACGCUACCAAAUCUACUUGGAAAGAAGUUCGCGGCAAGGCUGCGCACGUAUAUAUUAGCGCAGGAAAAGGCGAGCAAAGAUCUACCUGAAGACAGCGCCAAGAUCGAGAAAGAGACUCCCUGGCGUGUCGCGAAGCCACCCCAUAAACACCGAUAUCUAUAUCAACAGUCCUCAUUACCAUCAUCGUCGUCGAAAGACAACAAGAGCAAAGGAAAAGGCAAAAAGGCACGAGAAGAAAGCGACGAAUCCGACUCCCCGAUUCGCGAACUCCUCGACGAAUUCCUCCCCAGCCCGCAAUUCCGCCACUGGCUCCAGAUGGCGACGGGCUGCACGAUCGAAAGCCACGACUUCCUGGCGCGCCGCUUCCGGCGCGGCAAAGACUACACGCUCGCCACAGGCCACGAGGGCAAGCCGCGCCUCGAGCUCAACCUGGGCAUCACGCCCACGAAAGGAUGGGGUGAUGACGACGACGACGGACAGGUUGACGAGAACGAGGAAGAGAACGAAACAAGCAGUAAGAAGAAAGCGAAGAAGGAUAAAAAAGGAAAAUCCAAGGGCAGUAAUUCCUCAGCAGUAGAAGCGGUAGUUGAAAAAGAAGAAGAUAAAGAAGAAGGAGAAGGCGAAGUAGGCGGUCACGAAGUCUACAUGGCAGGCGACGAGGGCUCCGACAACGAGGACGCGGCGAUCUACAAAUCGAGCCAUCACGCUGACGACGAGGACAACAUCCUGUUCUUCCAGGCCGCGGCGUGGAACAGGCUUUCCCUCGUCCUCCGCGAUAGCGGGGCCCUGAGGUUCGUGAAGUACGUCUCUCGGCGCGCGAAGGGCGACCGGUGGGAUGUUAGUGGGACGAUGGAGGUCGAGGAGGAAGAUGGUGAUGAUGAGGGGGAAGGAGAAGAGGGGUAUAUAGAUCCGUUGGCGGAUGAUACGGAGGAGGAGUGGAAGGGGUUUUCGCCUUCUGAGGAUAGUGAUUCGGAUUGAGUGGUUGAUUGAAUUUUGGCUGUUGGUCGGUCUAGGGUAGGAAAUUCGGGAGUGAAAAUGUGUGUGUGUGUGUGUGUAGUGUUUUGAUACCAAAUCAUGUCCAGAAUGGAUGGAUACAUGAACCAAACAUUAAUAAAAUAUAAUAUUCCUGUCAUUCUCUUUCAUUGCUUAAAUUGCUAGUUAGAAUCGCAGCUAUUUCCCCUUCCUUUCUUCUCUUAUAACAGAAUAUAAGUAAGUAAGUAGAUAUAUAUUGUAUAACUUGUCUUCAACAGUACCAUAUACUCUUCUCCUCUUCUAUUCUAUCAGGUCUACAUAGAAUAAUCUA
This is a messenger RNA of Xylaria bambusicola, 2582 nucleotides long. RefSeq names its product Oxoglutarate and iron-dependent oxygenase degradation C-term-domain-containing protein. Gene Ontology annotation, biological process: peptidyl-proline hydroxylation; regulation of translational termination. The coding region runs from base 203 to 2257 and encodes 684 amino acids. The record is from RefSeq and is a predicted model, not a curated record. Gene Ontology annotation, cellular component: cytoplasm. NCBI's taxonomy places the organism in Eukaryota, Fungi, Ascomycota, Sordariomycetes, Xylariales, Xylariaceae. The transcript is spliced from 3 exons. Gene Ontology annotation, molecular function: L-ascorbic acid binding; peptidyl-proline dioxygenase activity; iron ion binding.